CGCGCGCCCCGACGCUCGCGAAGGCUCGGCGCGCCGGCGGUCCUCGGCUGCUCUAGGGACCUGAGGGACGCGCGGCCGCCUGCGGGGCCAGCAGUGCAGCCCGGGAGAGCCCGGAGGCCGCCGGUGAGAUAUUUCAACAAGGAAGAAAUAACUCUCCUCCUAAGAUGGAAUCUGUGAUUUGGGAAUGUGGUUGAUCAACUUGAUAUGCUGGCCAGAUGUGCCCUGUGUAAUAAAAUGAAAAGAAGAUACAAGAUGAUGUCAUUUUCCAAUAUUGUGAAACCAAAAACAAAUGCCUUUUGUGAGACCAGGUUAACAAACCUCUGACAGUACAAGGAGUUUCUAACUGUUUGAAGAACCUAACAGAUACAGAAGGGUGCUUUCAAGCUGAGACCUGCAGGCAUAUACUGGUAGAUCUGAUCAUCAAGUCUCAUUCAGAUCCAGGGAGAAUGGCUAUGAGUUGGACUGUCUUUUAUCUUUGGCUCUUGACUGUGUUUGUGAGGCGUAUAGGUGGGCACAGUUUAUUUUCUUGUGAACCUAUUACCUUGAGGAUGUGCCAAGAUUUGCCUUAUAAUACUACCUUCAUGCCUAAUCUUCUGAACCAUUAUGACCAACAGACAGCAGCUUUAGCAAUGGAGCCAUUCCACCCUAUGGUGAACCUGGACUGUUCUCGGGAUUUUCGGCCAUUUCUUUGUGCACUCUAUGCUCCUAUUUGUAUGGAAUAUGGGCGUGUCACACUUCCCUGUCGUAGGCUGUGUCAGCGUGCCUAUAGCGAAUGUUCAAAGCUCAUGGAGAUGUUUGGUGUUCCUUGGCCUGAAGAUAUGGAAUGCAGUAGGUUUCCAGAUUGUGAUGAGCCAUAUCCCCGACUUGUGGAUUUGAAUUUAGUUGGAGAUCCAACUGAAGGUGCCCCAGUUGCAGUACAGAGGGAUUACGGUUUUUGGUGUCCCCGAGAGUUGAAAAUUGAUCCAGAUCUUGGCUAUUCCUUUCUGCGUGUUCGAGAUUGUUCACCACCAUGUCCCAAUAUGUACUUUAGGAGAGAAGAACUGUCAUUUGCUCGCUAUUUCAUAGGACUAAUUUCAAUCAUUUGCCUCUCUGCCACGUUGUUUACUUUUUUAACCUUUUUGAUUGACGUCACAAGAUUCCGUUACCCUGAAAGGCCUAUCAUAUUUUAUGCAGUCUGCUACAUGAUGGUGUCAUUGAUUUUCUUCAUUGGCUUUUUGCUUGAGGAUCGAGUAGCCUGCAAUGCAUCUAGCCCUGCACAGUACAAGGCUUCCACAGUGACACAAGGAUCUCACAAUAAAGCCUGUACCAUGCUUUUUAUGGUACUCUAUUUUUUCACUAUGGCUGGCAGUGUAUGGUGGGUAAUUCUUACCAUCACAUGGUUUUUAGCAGCUGUGCCAAAGUGGGGUAGUGAAGCUAUUGAGAAGAAAGCAUUGCUGUUUCAUGCCAGUGCCUGGGGCAUCCCUGGAACUCUAACUAUCAUCCUUUUAGCGAUGAAUAAAAUUGAAGGUGACAAUAUUAGUGGCGUGUGUUUUGUCGGCCUCUACGAUGUUGAUGCGUUAAGAUAUUUCGUUCUUGCUCCCCUCUGCCUGUAUGUGGUAGUUGGGGUUUCUCUCCUCUUAGCCGGCAUUAUAUCCCUAAACAGAGUUCGGAUUGAGAUCCCACUAGAAAAGGAAAACCAAGAUAAGUUAGUAAAGUUCAUGAUCCGGAUUGGUGUUUUCAGCAUUCUUUACCUUGUACCACUCUUGGUUGUAAUUGGAUGUUACUUUUACGAGCAAGCUUACCGUGGCAUCUGGGAAACAACAUGGAUACAGGAACGUUGCAGAGAAUAUCAUAUUCCAUGUCCAUACCAGGUUACUCAGAUGAGUCGUCCAGACCUGAUUCUCUUUCUGAUGAAGUAUCUGAUGGCUCUCAUAGUUGGGAUUCCUUCUAUAUUUUGGGUUGGAAGCAAAAAGACAUGCUUUGAAUGGGCCAGUUUUUUCCAUGGUCGUAGGAAAAAAGAGAUAGUGAAUGAGAGCCGGCAGGUGCUCCAGGAACCUGACUUUGCUCAGUCGCUCCUGAGGGACCCAAAUACUCCUAUUAUAAGAAAAUCCAGAGGAACUUCCACUCAAGGAACAUCCACACAUGCUUCUUCAACUCAGUUGGCCAUGGUGGAUGAUCAAAGAAGCAAAGCAGGGAGUGUCCACAGCAAAGUGAGCAGCUACCAUGGCAGCCUCCACAGGUCACGUGAUGGCAGGGCCUUGCACAUGGUACACUCCCUGCAGUUACCGAGGAAUGGAGGAGAGACUACCUCAUGGCAGCAUGUCACGCCUGACGGAUCACUCCAGGCACAGUAGUUCUCAUCGGCUUAAUGAGCAGUCACGACACAGCAGCAUCCGAGACCUCAGUAACAACCCCAUGACUCACAUUACACACGGCACCAGCAUGAACCGUGUUAUCGAAGAGGAUGGGACCAGUGCUUAGUCUUGUCCAAGGUGAAAAUGUGUGCUGUUGAAAAGCAGGUUUUAGUCUUUACCUUUGCAUGACUGGCUGCUGUAACUCACUGUCAUCCUGCUUCCAAUCAGACAGAGUGUGCCCACUGAGAAGGUAGAUCUGUGCUUUUUGUAUCACAUCAAACUUGGCGCGUAAACACAUCCAAAACACAAAGAAUCAUGUCAUCACAAAAAUAAUUCUUUCCAGGUUGUGAAGAGAUGAUUGUCUGGUAAGCAUUUUUAUAAACCCACUUAUUUUAUAUUUAGAAAAACCCUAUAUGUGUGGUGACUGCUUUGUAGUGAACUUUCAUAUCAUAUGAACUAGUUGUGAAAUGAUAUUCUGGUAGCUCUGUUAAUAAAACAAAGUUUCAGAAUUAAAGAAAAUUUCUAUGCAAGGCUUAUUUCUCAGAUAAAUACUAGGACUUUGUAAGUUUAUUUCCACUGAGUGAAAAAAAGGAACUGUUUUUAAACUGUAGAAGACUAUGAUAAGCCAGCAAGGGUAUUUAGCUAAUAAGAUAAAAGUGCCAGAAGAGUCCCGUUGGCCUGUGGGAGGUUCUCUCAAAGUCUGUCAGUCUUCCCCCAGAGAUAUUCAGGAUGUGGAUUAGCCCUGGAAUAAAGGCAGAAAUGAGCAUUUCCCCUGUAGUUGUAUUGUUUUUCACUUUUGUAAAUAUUACUUUUAUGGGCUAUGUUUUUAUAAUAUCCAUAUGCAUGAUAGAAAAAAAUUAAUUUGUGGCCAUCUUUUCCCAGGUAAUUGUAUUGAUUCAUAGACAACUUCAUGUUCAGAUAUGUUCUGUGGAGGCAUGCAGUAAGAUAAGCAUCACACAUUAAAAGGGUUUUUACUGGUAAACAAAUUACAAAAUGGCAAAA
Molecule: messenger RNA, 3335 nt
Organism: Mesocricetus auratus (golden hamster)
Lineage: Eukaryota; Metazoa; Chordata; Mammalia; Rodentia; Cricetidae
Gene: Fzd3
Product: frizzled class receptor 3
Exons: 8
Coding region: 447-2333 (628 amino acids)
Biological process (GO): canonical Wnt signaling pathway; non-canonical Wnt signaling pathway
Cellular component (GO): plasma membrane
Molecular function (GO): Wnt receptor activity; Wnt-protein binding
Source: RefSeq, a predicted model, not a curated record